AGCUAACUCCGCCAGCUAACGCUCCGUGUCUUUAUAACGUUGGCCGGUUAUCAGUCGUCAUGCUGCGGCGGGGUGGCUCUCUAAACUCGGGGUGCUCCGGUGGACACGGAGCCGCUACGGGCAGCUAACUCGCAUCAUGCCCCGCACCGUGUCAGCUAGCGGGCUGCUCGGUUAGCCCGCUGCUAGCCGAGCUGCUAGCCGAGCUGCUAGCCGAGCUGCUAGCCGAGCUGGGGUCUCGGCCGGCCCGGCUCCGCUGUGUCCGCUCCCCGCUGCGACCCGCCUGAGCUCCCGGCUUAGGGAGAGCCGUCCGCCCGGUUACAGAGCAUGAUGCAGCCGCUGUGUCGGGUGUGCCUCUGCCCGCAGGAGGCGGAACAUGGAAACGGUGGAAAAGUGGAACAAAGCCUCGAGUGCACCCAAGCUGCUGGAUAAGAAGGGUUUCAGCAAGCACCAUGGCCGGAUCGGUUUUGCGAGGAAUUUCCACAACGUCUUCAAAAGCCACAACACACUGCAGAUUCAGUCCGUCACUCGCCCAGAGUGUGCUGGCUCCUGUCCAAAUUUGAUGAUGAGCAGGAACGAGCAGGCGGACCCCCGUCCCGUCCCCAUGGCCCUCACCCCCCAGCUGCCCCCCCGAGCCCACCGGCCGCUCUGCCUGUCCGUCUCCUCCGACAGCAACGGCCGCUUCAAAGCUCUGGAAACGCAGGAGUGGAAGAACAACCUGAAAGCCCAGAUGGAGCAGGCUCACAGCGCCGGAGCCGCCAGCAGCACCGGGUCCCUGGAGAGGGCGUCGCUGUUCUGCGCCUCCACGUCCACCACGGCGUCCAGCUCGGGCCUGUCCAGCCCCGUGGAGAUCCUCAGCAAGAGCAAAUCCUCCAGCCGCUUCUCGCUCUUCUCUCCGCCCUGGAACAGCAGCUCCGAGUCCGACUCCAACCCGCCGUCCCGCUCCGGCUCCAAGAAGCUGCGCAACUACAGCCGGCGAGCCGCCACGGGGCCGGCCGGGGCGGGCGGCAGGGGCCCCGACACCCCCGAACCCAAACCCGGCGGUCCCGAGCAUUUCCAGUACUCGGAACCCGUCAUCUCCAAGGUGACGGACUACAUCUACGUGGGUAACCUGAACGCGGCGUACAGCGGCCGCACGCUGUGCCGCAACAACAUCGACAGCAUCAUCGACAUGAGCAGCCUGCCGGGCGAGCCGGGCCGCGGCCUCAGCCUCAUCCCCUGCACCUGCUCCCGCGGCGCCCGCCACAGCUGGUCCCGCCUCAAGGUGGACAUCGGCGACGUCCCGGCCGCGCUGGGCGACGGCGCGGCGCUGAGGCAGCGCUGCUUCGAGGACAUCAACGAGUGCAUCAACGCCUCCACAGAGAAGAGGAAGCGCGUCCUGGUGCACUGCCGCGACGGCUUCUCGCUGGCGCCCACCUGCAUCAUCCAGUACCUGAUGGUGAAGCAGAACAUGAGGCUGCUCGCCGCCUACGAGCUGCUCAGGGCCAAAUACCCCGUCAACAUCCGCGAGUGCCACCAGAACGUGCUGGUGAGCCUGGAGAGGGCGCUGCGGCCCGGAGGAAACGUCGACCCCGAGUGCUUCAAACAGGCCAUCUCCCGGAAACUGGCCUGGACCUGACUCCGUUACCCAGCAUGCUCAGCUGCUGUUGCUGACGCUCUUUAUUUUUCUACGCUGUGCAGGUGGUGGAUGUUGGGGCGGCUGUGUCCCUGCAGACGGACUGCUCACCUGGAUGUUGUUCACUUCAGUGGCUGUAAAAGUUUCUCAUGUUAUUUUUCUCUCAUAUCCUUUUAAAUGUGACCUGUAACCCCCCCAUACACACCCCAGGAAACGCAAUAGACUCUUUGAUGUACACAGCUUCUUGGUAUGAAAAUGUAAUAGUCUUGGCUGUAUAGUUCCUAUAGUCAUGCUUGAGUCAUGUGCCAUGCUGGUGUUUUUCUAUUUUACUGGGAGAUCUCAGGAGAUUAUUGAUUAUUGAUGUCACUCCAGCACAGGGAGGGAAGCUCAGCCACUUCACUCUGCCAGCCUGAAGAGAAAGCAGCCAGCCAGCAUUAGGAGGGUUGUUUCUCUUCCAAAAAAAAAAAAUCUAUGUAUCUAUAUAUCUGUAUCUAUAUCUAUAUAUAUAGAUAUAGAUAUAUAGAUAU
Messenger RNA from Myripristis murdjan (pinecone soldierfish), 2139 nucleotides. RefSeq lists its product as uncharacterized. Gene Ontology annotation, cellular component: cytoplasm; cytosol. Lineage: Eukaryota; Metazoa; Chordata; Actinopteri; Holocentriformes; Holocentridae. Bases 374 to 1615 code for a protein of 413 amino acids. Gene Ontology annotation, molecular function: MAP kinase tyrosine phosphatase activity; MAP kinase tyrosine/serine/threonine phosphatase activity; protein tyrosine/threonine phosphatase activity. The transcript is spliced from 4 exons. The record is from RefSeq and is a predicted model, not a curated record. Gene Ontology annotation, biological process: peptidyl-tyrosine dephosphorylation; negative regulation of MAPK cascade.